This is a messenger RNA of Aureobasidium uvarum, 1698 nucleotides long. NCBI's taxonomy places the organism in Eukaryota, Fungi, Ascomycota, Dothideomycetes, Dothideales, Saccotheciaceae. The record is from the annotation of a GenBank genome assembly.
CACAACAUGGCAGUCCAGGACAGGUCAAAGAGCGCAGAGGUGGCAUUGCCGCCGAUAGCUGCCCUCUUUCUCGUCGUCUUUGACCGCAAGGUAGGACUGACGCCUGUAGUCAAGCUGGAUGGCGUCGUCGAGUACAAGUCGCUCCCCUCGGGCCUCCAUAACUGCGCCUCGGACCUCGUCUACUUUGUCCACGGACAGUGCGCCGGCAUCAGCGCCUUCGCAAACCGCCCUGCCCACGAGUCUGAGAGAAACGCACACUUUGCUGCUGUCGGCGUCCUUGUACCUUUGACAUACGGACGUCUCGGACGCGCUUGGCUACAUGCUCACCGACUACGCCAGCUGGUCAGGUAUCCAGUCCGUGCCAUACUGGUACUCUAUACCAUGCUGACCCCGCUGNNUAGCAACAUGGUCGACGAUACCGACAACACCCAUGCCCUCCAAGAGUAUUGGGAAAACAACCGUAUCUCUGGUGAAGAUGAACCAGACCUGGCCCACGCCCGACGGAAGCCACGCGCCCUGUCUGAUGCUGCCGCCUUGCAUCCAAUUAGCCCUACUCUGUCUCAGCAUCAUCCCGCCAUGUCCCUGGCCGAAAACCUCGAUGCCUUUGGCCCUCUCAUCUUCCCACUUCAGAGAGCUGCGCUUCUCAAGAAAUCCAUCUUGAUCAUGUCUCCAGCACCCGUCCAAGCUGCCUGCAAUCUUGUCUACAACUUGUCUGUUCUAUCAAACAUCCCACCUUCGGCAGCCGACAUGGCUCGACAAAAGGAAGCCUUGUACCCGCUGAGGCCUUUGUUCAAUGUCGGCAUUCAUGAUAUAGACUACCUAUCUCAGUUGGCCUCCGAGUCCAAGCCGCAAAAUUCCUGGAUCGCAUGCAGCACGGAUGACAUUUUAGCAACCAAGACAAAACUUUUUGACGUACUUGUCGAAUUACCACCACAUACAUCUGACAAGUCUGCCAUCAGACAAUGGCCCCAAAUCCGUACCUCUAGCGGUCAAGAAAUAAAGGCAACCCAGCGUGACCUGAGGCGCUACUACAUGCUCAAGCGAGAGCUGCACAGAGUGCAACAACAAAGCCAGACAUAUCAUGACGCAGAAGCCGAGCAGUCAAUCGAUGACAAUCAGAGUGAAAGCGCUCCACUGGUUCCACCAAGCCAAACCCAAAACAAUGACUCCGAGCAAUAUAUCCAGCUUGAAGGAGAAACAGAAUUGGUCGAACGUUCUUCUUGGGCCUCGAUUGCAUAUUCCAGUUUCCUCUGGUGGGCCUCGGCUGGAGAAAAAGAUACUCUGUUGAACGACGAAGCGUGUCAAGAUGCAAGAUUACUAGACAAUCUGCCUCUGCCAGCUCCGAGCAAGCGCAAUCCGAGUAAUGGCAGGAGGCAUUCUUCUGUUCACGACGAUGUGGAAGGAAUUGAUGUGGAGUCCCAAUCGAUGGCAGUACUCUUGAUAGCGUAUUCGCAUCGUCUUACUACACUGGUCAUGGAGACGCUGGCUGAGAUUGUCGAAGCUGCCGACGCCGAGGCUCAACACGGAGACGAGAUCACGAUAACCAUCCACAGCGAGGACUUGAGAAGAAUGGGUUUGGAUGAUUGGAGCCAGAGUGAUGGAGAAUUUGUGAAAGAAAUGGCUGCACUGUAUUUUGGACGGGAACACGUCCAAACGGUCGGCCGGACUGUCGACCUCUGUGGCAUUAAUGUUUGUUAA